CCAAGCUGUCGCACGCGCAUAUCGCUGAUACCGAAACGCGGUAUAAAAGAGGACGUGCCCUUAAACCGGACCAAUUCUCCUCGAAACUUGUGCGAAGUACGACCUAAAAAAUGGCGGAUUUAGAACCAAUGCAUGGCGAAAACGACACCGAGGGGGUGAUCGUCGCCAAGGGGGUGUCUAUGGUGGUUUUGUUUUGCGCUUGUAUGAUAUGUGGUCUCGUGCCAAUGUUUGUGGCGAGGCGAUUCAAUUGGAUAACUCCCGAUGAAGCCGGCUCCUUGAAAUCCAAAAACAAAAUUGUCAUGACCUUGCUCUCGUUUGGCGGCGGUGUGCUUCUGUCGACCACCUUCUUGCAUUUACUCCCUGAGGUCGAUCAUAACAUCAUACAUUUACAAGAGAAGGGUCUCAUGCAAGAGUUCGACUUCGCAUUGGCGCCCCUUUUGAUGAUAUGCGGCUUCUUCGUGAUGUACCUUGUCGAGGAGUUGGUGCACAUUUAUUUACGUAGGAGGGAGAAACAGAGCGGUCAGGCGUCCCCUUUAGUGAGGAAUCUGAGUGUACGGAGGAGUGUGGUCAGUAGUGAUGGCAAGAAUAACGGAGAAAAGAGCGUUACAAACUCCACUGUCGAUCUUAUUGACCCAAACUCAAUUAGGAAGAAUAAGGAUGUAGAAGUAAACCACAGUCACAGCGGGCACGGUCACAGCCAUCUUCCUGUUAGCAAAGUGGAUGAUGUUAACUCAGCCAUCCGUGGUUUGCUCGUCGUGUUAGCCCUCUCUAUACACGAACUGUUUGAGGGUCUAGCCGUUGGCUUGGAAUCCAGCACAGCACAUGUUUGGUACAUGUUGGGAGCUGUAGCAGCCCACAAGCUCGUCAUUGCCUUCUGUAUAAGCGUGGAACUAGUCGCCAUUCGCACUAAGACAUGGUUGACCGUGGUUUACAUAGUCGUAUACGCCAUUGUCUCACCUAUGGGUAUAGCCAUCGGUAUUAUCCUUGUUGGAGGCGAAGGGGCGACGGCUGCUGGAGUAUACUCUGUGGUACUGCAGGGGUUGGCGUCUGGAACACUCCUGUAUGUCAUAUUCUUUGAAAUCUGGAAGAGUGACAGAGAAGGCAUUCUGCAAUACAUUGCUGCGGUCGCUGGUUUCGGAUUGAUGUUCGGAUUGCAGCUCUUGACUGGACACUCGCACAGCCACUCCCAUGGUGGUGGUGACUCAGAAGGCGAUCACGGACACAGCCACGACCGCCGUUAAAGCUAAUACCCCUUAUUGUUAAUUAUUAUUAAGAUACAGCCAGUCCAAAUGAUUAAAUAUACUAUUAACUGUCGGUCAAUAAGACGAAACUUAAAAUUUACAUAAGCGAAGUACGAGUAAGGAGAAGUUAGAAAUCUUCUGUACGGGAGCCUAGUGCUAACGCUUCGUCCUUUCUACCCAUAAACUUCUAUUGUGGAAAGGGUUUCCAGAAUUUACAUAAUCCACACCUAUUAUUUCCCUUAUCUGUGCCUCGACUCUGCGACUUGCUUGAUACAAUCGAGGGGGAUCAAACGCCUUGAACGUCUAAUGCCCAAAUUCAAGAAGCUAUUUGUUUAGCUCUCGUACGGAUGUCCUCAUUUUUGGUUGUUGUCAUUGUCCAUAUGCGCUUUCCAUCAUCCGCUGGCUGAGAAAGGGACAUUUAAGAACCGAAUUCCUUUAAUAGCAUAAUGCAGUUUGAGGUAUUUUGGAAAUCAUAACCACACGGUUCCGAACCUUUUCCAUUAGAGUUGGAUUCGGAGCCUUAUCUGUUUUUCAGAAUAUUAUCUACCCUCUUGUCUGUUUUAAAUUCGGUCCGUCAAUUUAUAUCGUGCACUCGCUAUACUUCAUAGACAGAAACUUUUCUUGUUAUACUUUUUAGCGUAGUUGAUAAAUAUUCCGGGUUACUAACCAAUAUUACUUCUAGAAUCUUACGUCAAUACCUUCGACGCAUUUAUGACGCGAUAUUAUUACGUGCUGUCCGCUUAUUACUUUCAACUUACCGUGUAUUUAGUACCUAAACACCUGAGCUAUAUGGAGUUUUGGUAGUAAUAAUUUAGACUCGCUUUAAAUAAUCUAAAUAAAUCUUUAAUCAUUGGACAUUAUUGACUAGUUUGUAUUUAGUUUGUAACUUAAAUAUAAUAUAAUUCAAGUGCAAUCAAAAUGUUUGGACAUGGGUCUUCAUUUAUGUUACUAAGUGAUAUCCAGCCUAAGGUAUCGUUAGCGUUUCAUCGGAGUUGAUUGCUUUCAUUAAAUUUUUUCGUAUUACAAGCAUUGAAUUGUGCAAGCUCUUUUGUUGCUAUCCGAUUUUUGGACGUCAGCCUGGAGUAGUUUGUUUUCUGAGAGGUCUUUUAUGAACGCAUUUAUAUAACGUAAGCCCUUGAUAGAUUUUAUGGAUCCAGUAGCUUAGAGGUGAGAAAGCCUUGACAGUAUGACUAGAAAGACCCAAAGUAGAAGUAGUUACUAGGUAUGAUAAAUAAAGCGGUCCGCAGACUUCGUAUUAGUAAAAAUGACGAAUAUAAACUUGUAGACCACUAUUAUACCUAUAGUAAUGUCUGGUAAAAGUCUCCUCUCUAGACAGAGAGAAGACAUUUUUGGAGUCUAGACCAGUGAUAGUUAGCAGCUCAAAAAAGUAUGCUUAUUUUAUUUGUAAAAAUCAGUCAAACACCUAUUAGAGUUGAGCCCCUAAUGGCGAAUGGUAAAAGAGAACGUAUAAAUAGUUAUUUCGUUCGACUUGUUAUACCACUGUUUCGAAAAUACUGAACGGCAAUGUUAUGUUAGACUAAAAAACCAGUCCACUAAUUAAUAUUAAUAAUUAUAACAUAAGUUAAACAUUAAUCUAUUCACGUUAGUUACAGAAAGCGUUUUAUGUUGAUAUUAAAAAAAACUUACAUAUAACAAUUCCAAGAAAAAUCCUUGCCGAAAAAGCUUAUUUCUAACUAUGCAGUCUCAAAAAAAAUAUUUUCAAUAAAGACGAAUGAAUUUUAUUUAUAAAUAUUUCAAGUCGUUAACCAAUAGUCACUAAAAUAAACAAAAUGACAGACAGCCUAAGUUCGUCGUUCCAACCAUCUUGGUAAAAAAAAAUUAAAUGAUUAUUUCUGCGUUUCCUUGCCCAUCAUCCGAUUACGUCGUAACUGUUAUUUCUAAACAUAAUAUUGACUAGAUAAUUAGGUAAAAUAAGCAUGCUUUUGUACAAAACGGUUCAAGAGUUAAAGUAGAAUUAAGAGUGAAGAGUGAAGACCCCAUGUCCUUUGUAAAUAAGAAUGAGGUAAAUAAGAUUUAAAGAUUUUAUUGUUGGCUAAUGGUAAUGCAACAGAAUGGCUGCAUAAGCGUUGAGAGAACAAAAUUAAAAACUAACGAACAAUUCACUGAAACUGAUCACUAAUUUUGGGAAUAAAAAAUGGUUGUAAUUUUUAAACAAUCUAGUCAAUUUAUUGGACUAUUGACAUCAAUACGGUUAGGUACAGCCAGUAUGAAAUAUAAGAGGCAAUGUUAAGAUUUAUUGAAGUGAAACUUCUUAUGCAGCAAUACGACACAUUUUGGACUACUACUGAGAGUUACAUUUUAGCCACCUUUAGUUUUUCGUCAAAACCUAUAAAGGAAUAACGUAGAAAGAAGGAGGAAGAGCUAAGCGUGGUAAGUGUCAUAAAUAAUGCAACGGUUUACACUCAACACAAAUGGAUAGAAUAAGAAAAAGUCGCGCUCGCACGCGUUUUUUAAGAGGUUGACUUCUAUCACGUCUACGUUAUUUAUUUAAUAUGUUACUAUCGUACGGUAAUAAACUCGAUUUGUUUUUACCUUGCUGCUAUCAGCAAAGAGUAAAUUGUAAUUAACACAACCACUGAAGCAGAUAUUAAUAGGGUUCAAUGUUAAAAAAUAGUUGCCUGCUUGUUAUAAAUUACACAAUGUAAAAAUCUUGUUGUUCUCCUUUUCUUGUUCUUUUCAAACAACAGAGGUUAGAACCUCGUGCCUCAUAGGCAAGUACAAGGAAUAAUAACGCUGUGUUCAAAACACUCAGCCUUAGUGUUUAAGAGAAAAAUAUUUAAUUAUAUAUUAUAAGUUCUCAUUAAAUAUUCUUUUUAUACUGUUUUUCCCUGGGAUUCAUUUGUACUUAUACAUGUGUGAAUUGUGCUAAGUAAAAUAUUAUGUAACUAAAACAUUUAGAUAUAGUUAUGAAAGCCCGAACAUAAAAAUAUGAAUUUAUUAAGAAAAAAUACUAGUGUACACCAAAAUAAUUAUAGAAGUUCUAUAGCCGUAAUAAUUGCUAACCUACGUAAAGGAUGCCAAUUAAUACCGUAUGUUUUAUUAUUAGUGUAAUAUAAAUUUUGUGUACUGUCAACUUUGAGAGACUACUCGACAUCGUGGACUCUUGGACUAUUUUUAAUGCCAUUAGCAAUUUAGUCUGUGAUAUAAUUAAUUGCUAAGUAAUAUACUAGUAGUGAUAAAACACAUUUUUGUAUACAGAUAACAUACCUACUUAAAA
Molecule: messenger RNA, 4479 nt
Organism: Pararge aegeria (speckled wood butterfly)
Lineage: Eukaryota; Metazoa; Arthropoda; Insecta; Lepidoptera; Nymphalidae
Gene: Zip89B
Product: zinc transporter ZIP1-like
Exons: 5
Coding region: 111-1241 (376 amino acids)
Biological process (GO): zinc ion transmembrane transport
Cellular component (GO): plasma membrane
Molecular function (GO): zinc ion transmembrane transporter activity
Source: RefSeq, a predicted model, not a curated record